AGUCUUGUUGCUCUAGGUUUUUUUAUUACUCUUGAAAAGUUCUCUGACUUAUAUCUGUCAGGCAAGCCAGAGCUAUAACGUGAAUCACGUUAGCUUGAGCUUACGUUUUUAUAUGCUUUUCAGCAACCGUGCGCAAAUUCGUUUGCUGAACAUAUGGCAGAAAAAGUUUUAGUAAUAGAAAAAUGUUUAUUAUUAAUUUUACGCAUAUAUAUGCUUAAAAAGUGGUUUUUUAAAAGUUAAAUUCAAAGGGAAAGAAAAUGACUUCACGUAAUCUCACAGAGGUUUUUGUGAUAAUGCGAAAUAAUGCGUCCAAAAAUCGAAAUUUGUAUUCGGAUAGGGUAUGCUUUAUUGUCAAUUUUUGUGCAUAUAUUCUCGUUAUUAAAUAUAAUAAAAAACAGGAAGAUGAUGCUGAGCGAUUGAUUAAACACUCUAUUCGGGACGCUGAAGAAGGUUUGGAAAUGCGUGACGAUUAUGGCACACCACCUAUGUGGAUUGAUAAGCUAGAAGAAGCUCAAUAUACUCUAUCUAAAAUAAAACCAAAACUUGAUGAAUUGGGAUCCCUACAUGCAAGGCACUUGUUGCAACCGGCAUUCGACGAAAACCAUGAGGAAGAAACUGAAAUAGAGAGCCUUAGCCAGGAGAUUUCAAAACUGAUUACAUCGACACAUCGUCAUAUACAAUGUAUCCGAUCAAGCCUCGGCGUCGGUACAAGGAUGGAACAAAAAUUAACGGAAAAUGUUGUGACUUGCUUAUUGCUUCAAUUGCAAGAGUUGACAUCGAAAUUUCGUAAUAGCCAAAGCUCGUAUAUACGCCAACUUAAUUCUCGAGAGGAACGUUCUCAGAAAUAUUUUGAUAAUGAUGAUUUUACGAACGUCGAUUUGGUGUCAGUUUCUACAGAUGAUCGUGGCAAUUAUGUAGACACUUUUGAUAACUUUUUACAACCCGUGACCAAUGAGCUCGAUAAUAAAAAAUCCAAUUUAAACCAUAGCUAUUUAUAUGAUGAUGAAUCUACUCAACAAAUAGAUGAAGACUUUCAGCGUCCAAUAUCAAAACGAAUGACUAAACAACAACUUCUGUUAUUUGAGGAAGAAAACACACGCGUUGCUCUUAGUCGUGAUGAAGAGGUUACCAAAAUUGUUAAAUCUAUUUAUGAUCUCAACGAUAUAUUUAAAGAUCUUAGUCAAAUGGUACAAGAACAAGGAACUGUUUUGGAUCGUAUUGAUUAUAAUGUAGAACAAACGCAAACAAAAGUUUCGGAGGGUUUGCGACAAUUACAGCGUGCAGAAAUGUAUCAGCGAAAAAAUCGUAAAAUGUGUAUAAUUAUGGUAUUGGCAGCAGUAACUUUAUUCAUGCUCCUGCUUCUAAUUUUUACAAAGUUGUAAAUGUGUAAAUAAAUAUAUUAAUUUUUCAAUA
Messenger RNA from Ceratitis capitata (Mediterranean fruit fly), 1413 nucleotides. It is a transcript of the gene Syx16, whose product is annotated as syntaxin-16. Bases 258 to 1382 code for a protein of 374 amino acids. NCBI's taxonomy places the organism in Eukaryota, Metazoa, Arthropoda, Insecta, Diptera, Tephritidae. Gene Ontology annotation, biological process: intracellular protein transport; vesicle fusion; vesicle-mediated transport. The record is from RefSeq and is a predicted model, not a curated record. Gene Ontology annotation, cellular component: endomembrane system; SNARE complex; membrane. The transcript is spliced from 2 exons. Gene Ontology annotation, molecular function: SNARE binding; SNAP receptor activity.